CAUUGAUAUAUCUUUCAUCGCAACCACAUGCUGAUAACCAAUGUAAGAUACUUCGUGCACUUGAGAAACAUGUGCACCUUUGGGUUGCCUUUAUAUACAUCAUUAUCCAGGAGCCCUUUAAUUUUAUUUUUUUUUCAUUUUGUCUGUUAAAAUUUCUUUUUUUUUCCCCAAGUUGUAGUAACUCAGGAGUGGAGGAGUAUUUGGUCUAAUAGUGCUACAAACUUUGUUUAUUUAUUUAAUUGUUUUUUUAAUAAUCUAUAUCUCAAAAAAAAAAAUAGUACAAAAAAGAAAGGUUGGAAACAUGGCAAAGGAGAUAAAGUAAAACUCCAAAAGACUGUCCAAUAAAAACCCUAGUUUCCUCUUCCAAUUUCCUCCAUCCCCCAUUCCUUUGUACAUUUUAAUCGAAAUUACACCCACAAUCCCAAACUCUAUGAGCGGUUCCUAUCUUAAUCUCCCCAACAUCUCUCCAUUCGUAUGCAUUUCUGUGGCAGCUAGCUAGCUAAGCAUUUUAUGUAGUGGUAUUAUUAGUGUUUAUUUGGUUUUGAAAAUCUUUUGAGAAAAAUAAAAGGUGGAUCGAAGGCAUGGAAAACGGCCGCUUCCACCCGAAGCAUCAGAGGAGAAAAGCAAAGGACGCGAUGACUUUGCAGCAGCUGCAACUUCUUGGCCUGAAUCCGCGGAUAUGAAAGCCAUGGUUACAGCUCUUACUCAAGUCAUGGGAAGCGACGAGCAGCAUAGUUUCCAACAAUCAUCGGCUCCCUCAUCUGUACAAUCUGCGGUGAAACAAGACCCUGAACCUCCUCAACCAGCGGUUCAAGAUCAAGUAAAUACAAGGAGAAGACAUUACAGAGGAGUGAGGCAAAGGCCAUGGGGCAAAUGGGCAGCCGAAAUUCGUGACCCAAAAAAAGCAGCCCGAGUGUGGCUUGGCACUUUUGAUACAGCUGAAGAUGCGGCCCUUGCAUAUGAUAGAGCUGCGCUCAAGUUCAGAGGCACCAAGGCAAAACUAAAUUUCCCUGAUCGAGUUCAAGGGAAUACGGAGGUAAGCUCUUUAACGGGUCCUGGAGAUUCAAGCACGGUCCGUUCUGAACAAAAUCCGACUCCAGUAUUUGCCCCUUCAUCAUGGUCUCAGGAUUCAUAUCCCCACUUGUUUCAAUAUGCACAACUACUUUCAAGUAGUAAUGAUGCUGAUAUCUCCUAUUACACUUCAAAUCUCUUCAAUCAAGAACCUUUAUCUCCUCAAUUUCCUUCAAUGUCAGCAUCAUCCACCAUCCCAUCACAGCACUACCACCAAGACCUGACAAGAUUUUCAACCAAGUAUGGGAGCUCUUCUGGUUCUGAUUAUCCGGACCAAUCUGGCAAGGACUGUGAUCCAAGUAACAGAAGCGAGUAGAGAAUAGUAGCCUUUCAAGUUCUAUAUCAAGAGGUCAAUGAAAAUUCUACUAUGUGGUACCACUUGAUUAGCCAGGAAAAAGGAUAAUGCCGCAAGCACUCCCCUUUCUCACUUCCAAGCCCCUCGCUUCCACACCUUUUAUGCUCUUACUUUCCCAUACAUGAUUCCAAUAGGUGGCAAUGUUUGCAAAAGAAAGAAUCAUAUACGGUACUGUAAUUCAGAAGUAAGAAUAAUGAGUCGCAAGUGCAUAAUUCAUCUUCCUUGAGCACAUUAAUUUUCAAGUUUUGUGAUUUUUUUUUUUUUUUUUGCUUCUAUUGUUGUUUUACUAAACUUGAGGCCUAUAUAUUAAGUUUGAUCAGAAGAAGCAACUAGGGAAAGGUCAGCUUCCAAGUAGUUUUUGGCGAAUGGGAACUCUUGCCUACCAUACUCCUUAUAGCCUCCUAGUUUCACACUCAUAUGUAAAUAUAUUCUCUCAUCUUUUCCUUGUUUUUCUGGUUUUCCACCUUAAAUGGGAAGAUUGGAUGAACAAUUGAGCAUAUGUUAGCUGAUCUUUUGAUGUAAGCUAGCUAGAGAUGAGUUUGCUUUUAUUAAUUAAUAAUGUCAUUGUCAAUUAUUUCUAAUUAAUCAGUUCUAUACAGAUAUCCUGAUUCGUAUGAAAAUUAUAUGGUAAUGACAAUGUAAGUUGUGAAUUAAUGUACUUCGCAGUAUUGGAGGUCUGCCUUGUAUCACUAUUUUGAUUUGAUAAAUCAUGCGAUUAUCUAUAUUUAACAGUACACCUUUUC
Durio zibethinus is the source of this 2169-nucleotide messenger RNA. RefSeq names its product ethylene-responsive transcription factor ERF113-like. Gene Ontology annotation, molecular function: DNA binding; DNA-binding transcription factor activity. NCBI's taxonomy places the organism in Eukaryota, Viridiplantae, Streptophyta, Magnoliopsida, Malvales, Malvaceae. Gene Ontology annotation, biological process: regulation of DNA-templated transcription; ethylene-activated signaling pathway. The record is from RefSeq and is a predicted model, not a curated record.